AUGUCAUCACAUCGUUACGAACUCGACCUCACUCUCAAAUCAGCAAAAGCACUCAAGAACGUGAACUGGCGCCAUGGCGCUAACCAACCAUACGCCGUGGUUUGGGUUGAUCAAGCCAACAAGUUCACAACCAAUGUAGACGCAAAUGGCGACACGGAAGCUGACUGGAAUCAAACAAUGAUCCUCCCUUUACCACCGAUACGGUUCGAGGAUCUCACUUUAUACAUUGAUAUCGUUCACGCUGGAUUUGAAGAAGAUACUAAGAAACUCAUCGGCUCGGCUCGGCUCCAGCUCGUUGAUGUUCUUGAUUUCGGUAUCGGCGAGCGGGAGAGUCGUGUGCUCACAUUGAAACGGCCUUCUGGAAGGCCGCAAGGGAAGGUUGAGGUUAAGGUGGGGAUCAGAGAGAAUGCCUAUCAUGCGCAGGGUGCGUAUUAUCCUCCUGCUUAUGGUGUUCCAUACGGUGCACCUGCUCAACCGGGACCGUAUUAUUCAGCUGAUCCACCAGCGGGGUACCCUCAAACGCCGUCGUAUAGUUCACAAACGAAUGUGUAUGUACAAGUGGAGGAAAAGAAGAAGAGUAAGUUUGGUGGAAUGGGAACGGGAUUGGCUGUGGGAGCGGUUGCUGGGGUACUUGGUGGAGUCGCGUUGGUUGAAGGUGCUGAGUACAUUGCAGAAAAACUUUCCGAUGAUGAUGAUUUCUAG
Vicia faba (fava bean) is the source of this 702-nucleotide messenger RNA. The record is from the annotation of a GenBank genome assembly. Lineage: Eukaryota; Viridiplantae; Streptophyta; Magnoliopsida; Fabales; Fabaceae.